AAACUUACAAUAUCAGUAGAAAAUAUUCAAAGUUUCAUCAUGGAAAACCAAUUUAAUUGCCAUUGCAAUCAACAUUUUAGUGAAACGCAACAAUCCUUAUCUGAAAUUGAAUUUGAAAGAGGAAUUUGGAAUGCUGCUAUUUGCAAUGAAGUGAGUCGCAUACAGUCAUUUGUUUUAAAUGGCAAAACAAACGAUAAAGACAAUUAUGGGUACACAGCUCUACAUUAUGCAGCGCGGAAUAAUAACGAGGAAAUUUGUAAAAUGCUCAUAGUAGAAGGUCAAGCAAAUGUUAAUGCGGUUACAAAAGGUGGAGUUACACCGUUACACCGAGCUUCAAUGAUGGGUCACUUAAAUAUCGUUAAACUACUAAUACAAAAUAAAGCAGAUUUGUUAAUACAAGACGAGGAUGGGCAAACCGCUUUACAUCGGGCAUCCCAAAAUAAUCACUUAGAAAUUUGUGAAUAUUUGCAAAAGAAUUGUGCUGAUUUAAUAAAAAUAAAAGAUAAGAAAGGAAAUGUCCCAUAUGAUUUAUUAACAGCAAAAAAUAAAGAAUUAAAGCUGUUGCUUAAACCUUAAAGAUGUGAAUUAUAUAAUAAUUUUGUUUAUUUCACUGUGAAUUGUAUAAUAAUUUUGUUUAUUUCACUGAUAUAAUGUAUACAUUUUUGUUCAAUUGAAAACAAACGAAUAAAUGGAAUUUUUAGCGAGCUGGUUGUAAUCAAUAUAAAUGAAUUAAAACCAAGUUAUAUUAUGUAUGUUAAUAAAGGUAAUUAAAUGACACUUA
Molecule: messenger RNA, 781 nt
Organism: Condylostylus longicornis
Lineage: Eukaryota; Metazoa; Arthropoda; Insecta; Diptera; Dolichopodidae
Product: ankyrin repeat domain-containing protein 39
Exons: 3
Coding region: 40-576 (178 amino acids)
Molecular function (GO): protein binding
Source: RefSeq, a predicted model, not a curated record